Molecule: messenger RNA, 381 nt
Organism: Striga hermonthica
Lineage: Eukaryota; Viridiplantae; Streptophyta; Magnoliopsida; Lamiales; Orobanchaceae
Source: the annotation of a GenBank genome assembly
AUGUUUGACAUUAUAAAGAAAACCAUUCUGGAUGCUGGCUUCAGCUUAAUCAACGAGAUCGAGCUUCAAUUAGAUGAGAACAUGGGAAAGAGUGUUUUCAUAGAGCAUUCUUCCUGGAGGUUUUUCUCAAGGCUUGUUCGAUACAUGUCAAAGGGGCCAGAGCUAUUAAUGGUUCUGGAGAAGGCAAAUGCCAUAGCUGAUUUGCGUGCUUUAAAUGGGCUCACUGAUGCAAGAAAGCUAAUAAGAAAUUUGGAUUCGCCACAAUCUGCUGAUGGAGAAUACCAUUUUUCUUUGAGAAGUCACCUUCAGAAUGCUUGUGGACUUUGUGCUUUGUCUUCAGUUUGUUCGCAUGAUGAGAGGGAUGAGUUUUACUUCAUUUGA